UGGCUCGCAUAUAAACAAAGUAUAGGAGCCUAAAUAAUUUGCGUAAAUACAAAACAAAAUCAGUAAUGUUUUGGCCAACGUCAUACAGCGGCUUUUGUAAUCUAUUAAUCAAGAGAACGUAAAUUGAUUCAUCGUAGAAAUAACAGAUUUCUAGUAAAAAUGUUGAUUCUUUCAUAUAUCGUACUGCUGUUUCACCUUAGUGUGAACGGACUUCAGCGUUCCGAUGAUCAAGCAUCUAUCGUUAGUAUGAUGGAGAAGGGACAGCGUCACUUAAACGAACUGGAGGAAAAAACCAACCUACCGAAAUAUGGAGAAUGCUGGCUGCAAGCACUGAACCAUCUGCGCGACGGUUGCCGGACGAUGACGGAUUCUAUUCAAAUGGAUCUGGCGCUACACUUUACCGACUGCUUUCUGGACAUGUCCGGUCAGGAACGGAUGGAUUGUGUGUCCGAGCGUACCGAAGCACUAAAACGGCUCUGUAUGAGCGAAAUGACCGAUCGGGCUUUUGCGACUUAUACGGAGUUCUUCACUCAAACUCAGAAUAUGUGCUUUUUUCUUCAGGGACAACACUGGCAACGGGAAACGGAUCGUACCAUCGAUCGGUUGAGUCUGAAAUCUCGCGAAGUGAGCGAGCAGUUGGAAAUCGCCAGUGAGGUUCAGCAAGUUAUGUUGGGUCAUCAAAAGGAAGGUUUGAAACUUCAAGGUAGAAUGCUAGAGAUAGGAAGCAGUUUGGUCGAGUCACUGAAUGGGUCCAAGAAAAUGUUAAACAAUCUAACGGAAGGUCUGAUGAAUUCUACCAAACAGCAGCAGGCCAUUCUUGCGGAAAUUUUCCAUGAAUUUCAUAUUCUGCAUACCUGGCUGGUGGGCAGAUAUUCGUUCGUCGAUCGAUUGGUGUUUUAUUUCUGCAUUUUAGUUGGCACCAUCGUGACCACUUCCACAAAGCGAACGGCUAGCGCUAGAUUAAUUCUAAUUUUGAACCUUAUUGGCGGUAUAUUCCUAGAGGCAGCUGUUGCAAGAAUGAUGCCAUCUUUGGACGUUGUUCGAAGGGACCAACUAAAUUGGACGAUCAGAAAACUGUUCCUAGCUUCGAGCGUGGUAAUCUUUGCAUAUUGCUCUUAUCGCUAUCAGGAUCUCAACAAAAAGCUUUUGGAUGAAAUUAAAGAACAGAACCGUCAAAUCAUGGAAAGUAUCCUGAGGAUGAAGUUAGAGCAAUGCACUCGUCCGGAUCCGCCGCUUGCUCGGGACUUAGUGUUCGAGGAAAAAGACUCGCAUUCCACCACACGCAGCUUCAGUACCGUUGCGCUGUCCGACAAUAAUUUCAAGCGUAUCCCACGAAAGCCUCCCACAAUAGUCACUGAGUCGGAACAAAUCAACUAUGAGAAGGAGAACAGUUUCAAUGAACGACGGUCGCUCAGCCGGGCUGACCGGAAUCUACGAGCAUUAUCACAGGCGUCUGAAUCCAGCGUAUCACUCAACUCCAGAUACAACCUGCGACGAAAAACGAACAACUAUCCAUGAGUUGGGAAAUCGACAAACUAUUUAUGCAUUCCUUAAUUUAAUAUUUAUUUUUACGUUUAAGUAUUUAUGAAACCGAAACUAGCAGCAGAAAAACAUCAUACUAACUUGAUGUGUGUAACAUUCCAAAGCAGUUUGAAACCAAAUAACUUACACCUAAGAAUUGAUGUAAUGUGUUUAUCGAAAUAAAACAGUUGAC
Molecule: messenger RNA, 1714 nt
Organism: Malaya genurostris
Lineage: Eukaryota; Metazoa; Arthropoda; Insecta; Diptera; Culicidae
Exons: 2
Coding region: 160-1518 (452 amino acids)
Source: RefSeq, a predicted model, not a curated record